AUCGCGUCAUUUUCGAAGAGUCUAUUUUGUUUGGAGGGCCAUGCUUAAAAAGAUGGUGGCUCGUCUGUUAGUGUUGCUUUUAGUUUUAAGCUUUGUUUCUCGCGUUUUCUCCGAAGAAAAGGAUAAUGUCCUUAGCAAAAAUCAAAAGGAAACAAGAGAAUCAUGGAAAGAGUAUAUUGCAAAAAUAGAAAAGGCAGUUGCAGGGUAUAAAGAUUGUCCUAAUGUGAAAAUUGGUUGUUAUAAGAAUCAAAUUGAAGCAGAUUUUAAAAUAUGGGAAGAUAAAGGUGGCAUAGAAAAAUCUGAUCUUGACAAAGCAAUAAAAAGAAAACUUGGUGAACAUUAUCAAAUAAUCAAUCAUAGAUUGUACAGACAAGAAAAUUGCAUAUUUUCUUUCAGGUGCAGUGGCAAUGAACACUUCAUCCUGAAAGUGAUUAAAAAACUACCAGAUAUGGAGUUGGUAAUAAAUUCACAUGAUUGGCCAAAGGUCCCCUACUUUGACGAAACAAUGCCAGUGUUGUCCUUUAGCAAGACACCAAAUGAGCGUGACAUUAUGUAUCCAGCAUGGACCUUCUGGGAAGGUGGGCCUGCAGUCUGGCCUAUUUAUCCAACAGGCUUAGGAAGAUGGGACAUUCAGAUUGAUAAAAUCUCUCAAGCUGCCAGAGAAUGGCCUUGGGAGAAAAAGGAAAACAAGGCAUUUUUUAGAGGCUCAAGAACAAGUAGCGAAAGAGAUCCGCUGAUUAUAUUGUCGAGAAAACACCCUGACCUUGCCGACGCACAGUAUACGAAGAACCAAGCCUGGAAAUCUGAUGCAGACACGUUAUAUGAACCCCCUGCGAAGGAGAUUCCUCUUGAAGAACACUGCAAAUACAAGUAUCUCUUCAACUUUCGUGGGGUAGCAGCUAGUUUUCGAUUCAAGCAUUUGUUUUUAUGUGAUUCGGUCGUCUUCCACGUUGGUGAUGAAUGGAAAGAGUUCUUCUACCCCGCCAUGAAGCCUUGGGUUCAUUUUAUUCCUGUAGACACAGAUCUCUCAAAUGUCAGUGAUCUGAUUGAAUUCGCACGAGCAAACGAUGACAUGGUCAGAGAAAUAGCCAAAAGGGGCAGGGAAUUCAUUCUCUCUCAUCUUCGAAUGAAAGAUAUCCAAGAAUAUUGGAAACAACUUCUUAAAAGGUAUGCAAAGUUGAUGAAAUGGAAACCGAAACGAAACAAGAAAUUAAUUGAAAUAAAAGAAAAGCUGAAGGAUGAACUGUAAAUUGUAAGUCAAGUUUUUAUUGGUAAAUGUAUUGUUUAAUCUUUACAUGGAGAAUAUAUUGCUUGAAAUUUCUACUGUAUGGUGAAUUAGAUGAAUGUGAUGUAUUCUGAU
This is a messenger RNA of Rhopilema esculentum, 1360 nucleotides long. RefSeq names its product protein O-glucosyltransferase 1. Gene Ontology annotation, cellular component: endomembrane system. The record is from RefSeq and is a predicted model, not a curated record. NCBI's taxonomy places the organism in Eukaryota, Metazoa, Cnidaria, Scyphozoa, Rhizostomeae, Rhizostomatidae. Gene Ontology annotation, molecular function: UDP-xylosyltransferase activity; UDP-glucosyltransferase activity.